Cyprinus carpio (common carp) is the source of this 1416-nucleotide messenger RNA. RefSeq names its product MAU2 chromatid cohesion factor homolog. Gene Ontology annotation, molecular function: double-stranded DNA binding; protein binding. Gene Ontology annotation, biological process: maintenance of mitotic sister chromatid cohesion; mitotic sister chromatid cohesion. The annotation marks the transcript as partial. The record is from RefSeq and is a predicted model, not a curated record. Gene Ontology annotation, cellular component: chromatin; SMC loading complex. The transcript has 16 exons. Lineage: Eukaryota; Metazoa; Chordata; Actinopteri; Cypriniformes; Cyprinidae.
UCACAGCAGGUCGCACAGUUUGAGGAUGUGAAGUUUGAGGCGGCGAGUCUCCUGUCGGAGCUGUACUGUCAGCAGAACUUGGUUGAUUCGGCGAAACCGCUGCUGCGGAAGGCCAUCCAGAUCUCACAGCAGACCCCCUACUGGCACUGCAGACUGCUCUUCCAGCUGGCGCAACUGCACACGCUGGAGAAGGACCUGGUGUCAGCCUGUGAUCUGCUGGGGGUCGGAGCAGAAUACGCCAGAGUCGUGGGAUCCGAGUACACCAGAGCUCUCUUCCUGUUGAGCAAAGGCAUGCUGCUGCUGAUGGAGCGUAAGCUGCAGGAGGUUCAUCCGCUGCUGACUCUCUGCGGACAGAUCGUGGAAACCUGGCAGGGAAACCCCAUCCAGAAGGAGUCGCUGCGAGUGUUCUUCCUGGUGCUGCAGGUCACACAUUACCUGGACGCCGGACAGGUGAAGAGCGUCAAGCCGUGUCUGAAGCAGCUGCAGCAGUGCAUCCAGACCAUCUCCACGCUCCACGACGAUGAGAUCCUGCCCAGUAACUCGGCCGAUCUCUUCCACUGGCUGCCCAAAGAGCACAUGUGUGUCCUAGUCUACCUGGUGACGGUCAUGCACUCGAUGCAGGCUGGGUAUCUGGAGAAAGCUCAGAAAUACACUGAUAAAGCCCUCAUGCAGCUGGAGAAGCUGAAGAUGUUGGACUGCAGCCCCAUCCUGUCCUCGUUUCAAGUCAUUCUGCUGGAGCACAUCAUCAUGUGUCGUCUGGUGACGGGACACAAGGCCACGGCGCUGCAGGAGAUCUCUCAGGUGUGUCAGCUCUGUCAGCAGUCUCCACGGCUCUUCUCCAAUCACGCGGCUCAGCUCCACACGCUGCUGGGCCUGUACUGUAUCUCUGUUAACUGUAUGGAUAACGCUGAGGCCCAGUUCACUACAGCGCUGCGGCUCACUCCCCAUCAGGAGCUGUGGACCUUCAUCGUCACUAACCUGGCGAGUGUGUACAUCAGAGAGGGAAACAGACAUCAGGAGCUGUACAGUCUAUUAGAGCGGAUCAACCCGGACCAAAACUUCCCCGUCAGGUGUGAGAGUGUCAGUGAUGCUGAUGAUCGUGUGUGUGUGUGUGUUUGCAGGCGUUUCCUGCGCGAGACGCUGAAGAUGUCGAAUGCGGAGGAUCUGAAUCGUCUGACGGCCUGCUCUCUGGUGCUGCUGGGACACAUAUUCUAUGUGCUGGGGAACCACAGAGAGAGCAACAACAUGGUGGUUCCUGCGAUGCAGCUGGCCAGUAAGAUCCCAGACAUGUCUGUGCAGCUCUGGUCAUCCGCUCUGCUCAAGGAUCUCAACAAGGCCUGCGGGAACUCCACUUCCGCUGCGAUCGCUGUGAGGAGGGAUACGAGGGCCGUUACUGUGAGAGGUGAGGUCAUGUGA